GCAAACGGUAGCACUAUUAAGCGGUUUGUAGUCGGGGGAGGAAUUGAAACUUAGCAAACAAAUCGAAAUAAACACGGAGUGCGACGUUAGCUCUGAGUCCAAAGCGCUUUUGUGAAAGUAUUUUCCCGUUCUGCAAAACCUGCAAUUUCCGCAAUGGCUGCGCACUUUUUUCGCACUGCAUUUUACGCAACGGCGGCGAGAAAAUCGAUGAGCCUUCCAUUCGCCGGACGAACAGCCGCAACAUUAGCCGUGGGCCUUUCCUUUGGUGCACAAAAUAGCCGGGGAGCCGUGCCAUAUGAAAAUGUCUACGCGGACAGCUUUUUCGGGGGCUGCCAAACGCAGGGAUUACUCAAGGUUCCCCAGAUCCAACCCAUCCAGACUCCGCUGUUCCGGAACUUCUCGAGCCUCCAAACUGGCCAUCAUCAUCAACAGCAGCCGCUGGUCCCAGAUAGCGCCAUGUCCCCAUCGAAGAAUCGUCGGAACUUAUCCUCGCAGGAUAUUACCAAGAACAUGACUCUGUACACCAAUAACAAGACUCAUGUCGAGGUGGAUCCCAAGACGCUGGCCUUCAAGAAGCCAACUGGCAACCCAUUGGUCCUCAUGAUGGCCUGGCUGAUGGCCAAGCAGAAGCACUUGAAGAAGUACGCCCAAAUUUACACGGAAAUGGGAUUUGAUGUGGUGGUGGUGCACAUUACGCCCUGGCAAUUGCUCUGGCCGGUCAAGGGAACACAGGUGGUGGCCGCCGAGACUCUACGCUUUCUGGAGAACAACAAGUCGUAUGAGCCGAUUGUAAUGCACGGUUUCUCCGUGGGCGCUUACCAAUUGGGCGAGAUCAUGCUGCAGAUGUCGCGCGAUAUGGACCGCUAUGGCAGCAUCUUGGAUCGUUUUGUGUGCCAGGUGUGGGACAGUGCCGCCGACAUCACCGAAAUCCCAGUGGGUGUGCCCAAAUCGAUUUUUCCCCGGAAUGAGCGCAUGCAGACCGCCCUGCGCAACUAUACGCUGUAUCACAUGAAGACAUUCCACAACCAGGCCACCAUCCACUACAUGCGCUCCAGCCAGAUGUUCCACUCCACACUGCUCAAGGCCCCGGCGUUGUUCUUCGUUUCCGAAAACGAUCCCAUCGGUCCACCAUCCUCCAAUCACGCCGUACGCGAGGAUUGGGAGCGUGCGGAUAUUAAGGUUACGUUCAAGUGCUGGGAAAAAUCCCAACACGCUGCCCACUUAAUAAAGCAUCGCGAAGAGUAUUUGCAGACGCUGUUCCAUCAUCUGGAGACCUGCGGCGUCUUGGAGGCCAUCGGCGUGCCAAAGCGCGCCAAGUUGUAGGCGCCAGCGGAGCCGGUGACGAAUUCGGUGAUAUACAUUUAUUCAAGAAUCAACCCGAUUAUGAUUUUAUCCUAGCUGCUAAGACCUAAAUUUUAACGAGAAAAGUAAAACCAAUGUCCUCUUUGAAUGAU
This is a messenger RNA of Drosophila ficusphila, 1454 nucleotides long. RefSeq lists its product as uncharacterized. Gene Ontology annotation, molecular function: serine hydrolase activity. The transcript is spliced from 5 exons. Bases 154 to 1323 code for a protein of 389 amino acids. The record is from RefSeq and is a predicted model, not a curated record. Lineage: Eukaryota; Metazoa; Arthropoda; Insecta; Diptera; Drosophilidae.